Hyposmocoma kahamanoa is the source of this 3522-nucleotide messenger RNA. RefSeq names its product sorting nexin-32 (gene Snx6). Gene Ontology annotation, molecular function: phosphatidylinositol binding. Gene Ontology annotation, biological process: phagosome-lysosome fusion involved in apoptotic cell clearance. The transcript has 11 exons. Bases 125 to 1387 code for a protein of 420 amino acids. NCBI's taxonomy places the organism in Eukaryota, Metazoa, Arthropoda, Insecta, Lepidoptera, Cosmopterigidae. The record is from RefSeq and is a predicted model, not a curated record.
ACAAUCAGUCAGCUGUCAAAAGUUCUGGCGAUUCACGUAUACAAGAUUGUUUUUUAAAUUGCUUUUUAGUAAAUAUCUUCAUAUUUCUUGCAUUUGGAAGGGUAACGAAGGUUGGAAAUCCAAAAUGAUGGACUGCGUGGAAGACACAAACCAUGACCCUCUGUCAACUCAGUCUCCGCCCGUACAGUCUCCAACAGGUGAUGCUAAACCGGACAAGAAAAAGAUCAGUGAAAAUGUUUCUUUGGCUGAUAACAGCUUGCUGGUGGACAUAUCUGACGCUUUAAGCGAGAAAGAGAAAGUAAAAUUCACAGUGCACACAAAAACAACACUGCCAGAGUUCCAAAAGUCUGAAUUCCUCGUUGUCAGGCAACAUGAGGAGUUUGUGUGGCUGCACGAUCGGUACGAGGAGAAUGAAGAAUAUGCGGGAUAUAUUAUUCCGCCCGCGCCGCCGCGUCCUGACUUCGACGCGUCCCGCGAGAAACUACAACGUCUGGGCGAAGGAGAAGGCUCUCUUACACGGGAGGAGUUCCUCAAGAUGAAGGAGGAGUUAGAAGACGAAUAUCUGGCAACUUUCAAGAAAACGGUGGCAAUGCACGAAGUUUUCCUUCAAAGACUGGCUGCGCACCCUGUGUUCCGCGGCGAUCCGCAUCUGCGCGUCUUCCUUGAGUACGAACAGGACCUGUGCGCUAAGCCUAGAGGCAAGAUGGACCUUAUUGGGGGACUGAUGCGUUCAAUGACAACGACGACGGAUGAGAUCUAUCUCGGUGCGACAGUGCGUGAUGUUAACGACUUCUUCGAACAGGAGACCGCUUUUUUGCAAGAGUACUACUCGCACUUGAAGGAGGCUGUAGCCAGAGUCGAUAGGAUGACUUCAAAACAUAAAGAAGUGGCCGACGCUCAUAUCAAACUCUCGUCCUGCUUCACUCAACUGGCGACGCGAGAGCAGCCCACCACUGAGCGGUUCCUCACCAAGGCUUCGGAGACGUUCGACAAGUGCAGAAAGAUCGAGGGUCGCAUGGCGUCCGACCAGGACCUGAAGCUGGCCGACACGCUGCGGUACUACAUGAGAGACGCGCACGCUGCCAAGUGUGUACUUGUGCGAAGACUGAGAUGCCUCUCAGCAUAUGAAGCUGCCAAUAGGAAUCUCGAGAAGGCACGUGCCAAAAACAAGGACGUUCAUGCCGCGGAGCAGGCGCAGGCGGACGCGUGUCGUCGCUUCGAGGAGCUGUCGGCGCGAGCAAGGGAAGAGCUUAUCGAUUUCCGCAACAGGCGUGUUGCCGCCUUUAGCAAGAGCUUAAUCGACUUGGCAGAACUGGAGAUCAAGCACGCUCGCGCUCAGGAAGAACUCUUCAAGAAGUCUCUGCAAGUCCUCAAGGAGUGCCAAUAAACUGUUGCAGGUACCAUUAACCUUUUCAGUGCCAAGACAUCCGGGAUAAGGUGACAGAUUUCUUGUCAUGACGAUUCUUGGUAUUGUAAAAAAUCUUCUUUUUAACCCUCGACGCCAAAAGAUGGGAGUUAUAAGUUUGAAACCUUUGCCUGUAUAUCCGUGUGUCUGUCUGUGGCAUCUUAGCUCCCAAACGGAUGGACGGAUCUCAAAGCGGUUUUUCUUGUCUUUUUUUUUAAUUUGAAGGCUAAUUUAAUUGGGAUUUUCUAGCUAUGUUUGAUGAACAUAUGUUCAACUGUUUAAAGAUCAUCAGCUCUUUUUCCAGUUAGUGGAUACGAUCUCAGCUCGAAAAUGAGUAUUUAAUUUAUUUCCGCUUGUCCAAUCAGCUUGAAAUUUUGCUUUAAAACCUUGAUCUGAUACUGUAUCUAGUCUUCAGAUUACCUAACUCUUCAUCUACUUACAGUAGUAUUAACGUGUCAUUAAAUUGAUGUUUGACGAGUUGUUUUCAGAGUACACUGUUUUGUAUCGGAGAUUUUACAAAUUUUAAUUUGUUUGAAUAUUUUAUGUUUCUGGCGUUGAUUAAUAAGUUAUCUGUGGCCGCGUUGAGAUCUUCCCUGGCGUUUGGGACGACAAACUUAAAUAUUCGGUUUUCGAGGGUUCAACAGAUUGUAUGACAGAGAUAGUUAAUAGGAUCACAGAAGGUGACUAACGUCGAGUUUAUUUUCUGUUUUAUUGUAUUUUCACACGGAAGUACGCUAUUAGCCGGCGCUGAAAGUGUUAAUGACGACCAUACCUGCAUUUAAGUGCGUAAUAGUUAAAAAUAACAGGGAUGCAUAGUAUGAAUACCGCAAUCUAUGAAAUAAAUAAAAUGAGAUUUCUUUCGAACAAGUAAGUUUUUCAUGUAGGUUAAAAUGUUAUCGAAAUUUCACCUACAUAGCCAUCAAUUUUUCUAUGAUACAAGUUGUCCGAUGGUGGCCGUAGUAACUUGUUAAUUUGUUUUAAUUUUUUUACCGGGAAAGCUUAUUUCCUUUUGUUUAAUAUUCCAUAACUUGAUGGCAUUGUAAGAUGAUUAAAAAAAAAUGUUAGUAGAUCGUUCCAGAAAAAAAUAUUUCAGAAAUAAUUUUCUACGUCCCAUAUAAAAAAUCUGUCUCUUCACUUAUAAGUAACUAUGUUGUCGUAGAGCCGUGGAACUUUUCUGACAGUGAAUAUUUUAAUGAGUUACACCAUUUAAUUUACAUUCCUAUUAGUUACGACUAAAAUGUCAGAUACGAUAGUGAACUGAGGGAUGGUAUAUAAUUUUUUUCUCGAAAUAUUAAGGUGCGUAUUAGGAUUUUGUUUUUUUAUUAUUAUAUAUAGAUAUAGUUUAUUUUCUAUAGUGGACCAAAGUCAAAUAAUGAUAUGAUAAAAUAAUAUAUAAUGUAUAAACUGCGUCCCCUUAGCGCUAACCGACAGACGGUAGGGGAAAGUAUAGAAGGGGAUUUUAUACCCGCCAGCGCACACUGAUCCCUUACAAUAUCGCAAACGUUCGUUGCAAGGGAUCCGCCGACAUGCAACCGAUCGCUCAGAUUUGAUUCCGUUCCACUAUUCAAUCAGACUCCGGCGCACAUCGGAGGAUAUUUGAUAAAUUGUAAAUUGAAACCAGUAAAGUCACGAAAGCGUAUGAAAUUAUAUUUCCUAAUUUUACGAAAUCUUUAAUUUUCGUUAAAAAUGUUAACAUAUUAUUGAUAACAAUGAUAUUAAAAUAAUAAAGUUUGUAAUAUUUAAACAGAUGGUAAAUAACACACAGAGUACCGGACUGACCGCACGCCGUUAGUUUUUCUCCUUAGUUUUUAUCGACAACGAACAUGCACACGCGUCGCGCACGCUCAACAUUAAGCAAAUGGGAGAGAGAGCGCAAUAUCGCAGUCCCCCUCUGAUGAUUUAUGGCCAAGCCUGCAGCGAGUAAACAAUCUUACUAUACAACGUUAACUACAAACCGACCCCUCCUACGUAAAGUAUCGUAUGUCGAAAUUGCCAAGUUUACAGGGAAAAGUUUUAAAGUUUUUAAUUCACUGGAAUGAGCAUAACACGUGACUUUAGCAUUUCACAAUAUAUAUUGUUUGUUGUUCAUCUAAUCAUUAUCUAGGAUUUUAUAAUAC